Messenger RNA from Sporothrix brasiliensis 5110, 819 nucleotides. RefSeq lists its product as uncharacterized. The record is from RefSeq and is a predicted model, not a curated record. Lineage: Eukaryota; Fungi; Ascomycota; Sordariomycetes; Ophiostomatales; Ophiostomataceae. The coding region runs from base 1 to 819 and encodes 272 amino acids. The transcript has a single exon.
AUGGACGGCUACAACUCCUCUGGGCGCAGAAUUUCCCUCCUCGUGGAGGACGACUUGCACACCAACGACUACAGAACACACUCGCAAUCGAUGAGAGGAUCCAACUCUGGCUCUGUCUACUCACAGUCCUCCAACGCUCCUGAGCUGUCGCGCUCUUGUUCAUUCGACUCGCAGAUUUCCCUUGACCCGGCGACUCCCCUCACGCCCGAGUCGGCUCACCGCGAGCAUGGCACGGCCUACGCCCCGGCAAACGUUCAGUCACCCUACUUCACCUACAAGACGGAUGAGCACCACUCGCAUGCCGACUUGACCGAGGCAAUCUACAUGAAGGAUUCUGGCGCCUAUAAACUGGCACAUCACACCGAGAGAGAGGCCACGUCGGACCGGAAGGGCAAGAGAUACCCAUGCCGUCUUUCGCAGCAGUUCAACUGCGACAAGACGUUCACCACGUCGGGCCACGCUUCGCGCCACGCCAAGAUCCACUUUGCCGUGAAGACGAUCCCGUGCUCUUUCGAGGGCUGCCAGAAGAUGUUCACGCGCACCGACAACAUGAAGCAGCACCUGGAGACACACUACAAGCGCGAAAAGUCCAACCGACCUGGUCACUCGUCCAGCUCGUCCAAGAACCGCAACGGCGACUCUCGGUCGUCUCGCCAAAGCUCCUACUCGCCGAUGUCCGAACACGUUGAGUACCCCAUGGACAUGGAAUACCAGAUGCCCAUUCGGUCGUCAUACGGCCGCUCCCAUUCUGGGUCGAGCAUCGACAGUAUGUCCCUAGCUGCACUCGCUGAUGCUGCCCGGCAAGUCGAGGACAUGUGA